CAGCUCGACGGGACGAGCAGCAAGGAGUGGAGAACGGCUCUGAGCACAACGCGAAGCCUCCCGUCUGCCAUGCCCGAAUCCGCGCUGCCGCUGUGCCUGCUGGGGCUGCUGGCCCUGUCCUCCGCCUGCUACAUCCAGAACUGCCCCCGAGGGGGCAAGCGCUCGUACCCCGACACCGGCCUCAGACAGGGAUGCUGGCCGCCGGGGCUGAAGAAAGUGUUCUUUACCUCAGCUGGCAAGACCCGGGUCCGAGCCAAUGCAUGCCUGGAGGAGAAUUACCUGCCAUCUCCCUGCGAGGCCGGGGGCAGAGCCUGUGGUGCUGAGGGGGGGCGCUGUGCUGCUCCAGGGGUCUGCUGUGAUGAAGAGAGCUGCUCGCUGGACCCCAGCUGCCUGGAGGACAGCAGUAAGAGGCGCGCCCCUGCGGACCAGAACCGGGCCCUGGUGGACAGUGCGGCCGGCGAUCUGCUGCUGCGGCUCAUGCACUUGGCCCACCGCCAGGCUCAGGGGGCAGGCCAGACCCCGCAGUAUUGAGGCCCGCCCGGACACACAGCCGCGCACAGACUCGGGCCCCAGCCCCGGCCCCCCCUGGCCCCCGGCCCCUGGAGCGAGGAGAGGACGGGCCUGAGCCC
This is a messenger RNA of Lepisosteus oculatus (spotted gar), 629 nucleotides long. Lineage: Eukaryota; Metazoa; Chordata; Actinopteri; Semionotiformes; Lepisosteidae. The record is from RefSeq and is a predicted model, not a curated record.